UCAACAAAAUAUGCAUUGCAAAUGACUUCUGCUCUGUCGUGUGGUGUCAUGAAAAGCAGGCCAUACAGAGAAUCGGCUGCAUAUGGCGGAAAUCACAAAACCCAUGUUGGUCGGGACAGAAAUCUAUGCUCAGCUUCAUUCUGAUGUACUUCCUCAAGAACAAAAGAGUAUUGAUAAAAGGCAGAUGAGAAAUCGUUCAGAAGAAGAGAGAUUAAAGAGAAAAGUUUGGGAGCUCCCCGUAAUUGUGGAAAGAAACUCCGAUUUGCAGAAAGAGUGGAGAAAGAGUGAGUACAGAGGAGUAAGGAAAAGACCCAAGGGUAAAUGGGCGGCGGAGAUUCGUGAUCCAAAGAAAGCAGCUCGAGUUUGGCUGGGAACAUUCGCCACGGAAGAAGAUGCAGCCAAAGCCUACGACGACGCCGCUUUAAAAUUCAGAGGAGCAAAGGCCAAACUCAACUUCCCACUAAGAGCUUGCCUUGCUCAACAUAGUAACGAUAAUAAUAGCUCUGUUUCUCUGAACGCAUUUGACAAAAAUGUCAUCUUCGCUAAUACUGAGCUGCCGCAGGGCACAAAUUCAAUUCUAACAGAUUCCCCAUUCAUACAGUUUGAUAAAGAUUAUUUGCCAUGCUUCCCUCAAUUCUCUGAAUUCUUUCACUACAAUACCAAACUUGCAUGUAAUCGAAGGAUUGAUCUGCAGGCUGCUAACAGUUUUCUUCCCUGGGAUGCAAUUCAGGGCGAUGCUCAAUUUCGUCAGGAAGAACAAGACCAGUCGGGUGAAUCCUCCAUCCAAAUCCAAUCUAUCUUAGAUCAAGAGCAAUGUAUUGGGAGGCCUGUUUCAAAUCUAUCAAUUUACUGUAGACAUUCAUAUCAGCAACAAGAACAGAUGGCUCUUAGCGAGAGUUUAGCUCAGCCUGUUAGCUGUUUUGGACAGCAAGAGUUGCAGAGUUAUGGAGAAAGUGUUACUUUUGAGGCGUCUGGUAUCCUAGAUUCCUAUGAAGCCCAGUCAAAUCCUGUAAUACAUCUCUAAGAUCAUUCUUUCUCCCCAUCUAUGGCUUGUGAACAUCCUCCACAUGAAGUAUAAGGCGAUAGUAAUUAAUCAUUAUUUAUGAUGAGGUAAAGAAUCAUGUUUAUGAGGCAAGCUAAAAUCGUCUUUAUUGCUAGUUGCGUGUAAGAUAGGUUGCUGAGAGGUUAUUAUACUGCCCUCCCAUCUAUAGAAACCAAAUUAUUAGCCAA
Molecule: messenger RNA, 1230 nt
Organism: Cryptomeria japonica (Japanese cedar)
Lineage: Eukaryota; Viridiplantae; Streptophyta; Pinopsida; Cupressales; Cupressaceae
Product: ethylene-responsive transcription factor RAP2-2-like
Exons: 2
Coding region: 83-1024 (313 amino acids)
Biological process (GO): ethylene-activated signaling pathway; regulation of DNA-templated transcription
Molecular function (GO): DNA-binding transcription factor activity; DNA binding
Source: RefSeq, a predicted model, not a curated record